AUGUGUAGCUACGAUUUCAGCGUCACCAGCGACCCCGUCCUGCCACCCAGCCACUGCAACGCAUUCCUCCAGGGUACUCCAGGCCUGCCCGACGCUGUUGAAGCUUCCUGCCCAGACAACGUCGCCUAUACGUGGUCCAUCACCAACAAGGACGACGGCGGCCUCGACUUCGCCAUCUGGUACGGCUUUAACAGCCGCAGCAACAUCACGUACUGCCACUACAUACCGGCGGCCGAGCUCAUCGUUGAGCAGAACGGCGCUGCGCAGUCGGAGCACUACAAGGGUCCGGCUAGCUUUGAGGCGUCUUUCCUUAACUGUCCAACUGCUUAA
Messenger RNA from Pseudogymnoascus verrucosus, 330 nucleotides. RefSeq lists its product as uncharacterized. The record is from RefSeq and is a predicted model, not a curated record. NCBI's taxonomy places the organism in Eukaryota, Fungi, Ascomycota, Leotiomycetes, Thelebolales, Thelebolaceae. The transcript has a single exon. Bases 1 to 330 code for a protein of 109 amino acids.